This is a messenger RNA of Camellia sinensis, 1037 nucleotides long. Lineage: Eukaryota; Viridiplantae; Streptophyta; Magnoliopsida; Ericales; Theaceae. The record is from RefSeq and is a predicted model, not a curated record.
UUUCAUUUUUCAUUUGCUAGUUUUUACAAAAUAGACAAUUAUGCUUUUCAAUCUAAAAUGAGGGAGACAAUACAUAAAGAUGGUUCUCGAAUGUUCAUGUGUUAUUUUCUUAACAUUUAGUGCUAUGCUACAUGAUGUCCUUGGUAGAUUAUUUGCAACCUUGUUAAGUUAUGGUUUCAUGCUGCAGGCUGUUAAGGCUGCUAAGACUGCAGCAAAGAGCAUUGCGGAUAUGCAGAACGUGGUUAAGGAGGACUUAGAAUCUUUGAAGGAGGAUGAUAUGGAAAGAUCUGCAGUUCAAGGAGAAAGUGAAGAUGAGAAUGAUAAACGGCGUAAGGCUGCUUUGGAUAAAUUGGAGAAGGCUAGUGAAGAUACAAUCCUUGGCCAGGCAUGUCACAAAUAUGAGAAUUUAAAUAAAUUGUAUCUUGGGUUUUUCUUUUCUUGGAUUUCAGAGGUGCAUAAUUUCCUUAUUCAUACCCUCCAUAUUUGUUUACAGAGGUCAUUCGUCCUUUAAACUCUCUCUCCUUAAACUUGUGUUGGUCCCGUCAAUCCAUGAUUCUGGGAGGAUGGACUGUGUACUGAAUUGGGCUUUACUUUUUUUUUUUCCUGUCCUCAAAUUUCUAUCUCAUUCUUUUUUGAGUUAAAAAUUAAAAUGGGGCACUAGUUCUACCUCCGACUACGCAACCUACCUCUUUUUCUGCUACUCUUUAUUCUCUUGGAUCUUAUGACUAAAUUUGUUUGGUAAUUGUUUCUUGGGGUUACUGUCUAAAAUAUUGUAUGUGAUGGUUAUGGGUUGCAUUUGACAAAUUCUUGGGGUGUACUUUCGUUUAGUUGAGUUGCUUUAAUUCAUUUCAAAGUGUCAGUUUUACUUAUUUAUUAUUAAGCCCUUUUUGGUGCAGCUUAUGGUGGUGUUUAUGGUUUUUCUCUUCUUUUUUUAUUUUGAGAGUUUGUGCUAGUGUGUUUGGUGUAGUUUUUUUUUGUUUACAAUUUAUAAGAAAAAAAAAUGACUUAAUAAAUUGAUUAUUGGGAAGGUGAAAGGG